AUGGCAGUGGCAGCUUUCUUGUUCUCUUCCUUUUCGGUGGUGAUGAGCCAGAGAUGGGCCGCGAGGCACUCCAAAGCCAGCACGUCGGCGAUGUCGUCGUCGAAGCUCACGGGUGCUCAGGUGGCUGUGCACGUGGCUUCCUCUCCGACCUCCUCCAGGUUCAACGAGUUGAGGCCGCUUCGACACUCCACCGCACGUGCGGCCAUGGUGUUCGAGCGCUUCUCGGAGAGGACGAUCAAGGCCGUGGUGUUGGCGCAGACUGAGGCGCAGCGCAUCAAGCAGGACCACGUGGGGACCGAGAUGAUGGUGGUAGGCUUGCUGGCCGAGGGCAGUGGGGGCGCCAAGGCCCUGCAGGCAUUGGGCGUCCGCAUCGAGGAGGCGAGGAGGGAGCUCGAGCGCAUGGUGGGCUAUGGCCAAGGCGGCAAGUCCAAGGAAAUUCCUUUCACCACCUCGGCCCGACAGGUGCUGGAGGACUCCGUGGAGUGCGCCCGCGAGCGAGACAUGCAGCAAGUGAACACCUGCCAUCUGCUGCGGGCGCUUCUACGACAGGUUGAGAGCAACGGCUGCAAGCUGCUCGCGAAGGUGCUGGCCACAGACAGCCCGCAGGUGCUCCGCGAGAGGGUGCUGGCAGCCCUUGCACAGCAGGAGAGCAGCGAGGUCACAGGAGACAAGGUCUUGGCAGGUUCUGUGCGUCCGGCCAUCGAGGAUGAGCUGGACUUGACUCAGACGCUCAAGUUCGGGACGGACCUGACAGAGGCCGCACGCGAGGGGCGUCUCGACCCGCUGGUUGGUCGUCACGAGGAGCUGCGUCGAACAAUCCGCAUCCUUGGUCGCCGCACCAAAAACAACCCCGUGCUGGUGGGUGAGGCUGGCGUUGGGAAGACGUCCAUCGCUCUUGGGCUGGCUCAGCUCAUUGCAGAGGGCAAGGUCCCUCUGAACCUCAAGGACAAGCGCGUUGUCCAGCUCGAUUUGGCGCUGCUGUUGGCCGGCACUCGCUAUCGAGGUGACUUCGAGGAGCGGUUGCGUGCCGUGGUGAAGGAAGUCACGGACAGCAAGCGCCGAGUCAUUCUCGUGGUUGACGAGGUUCACACCCUGGUGGGCGCAGGCAGUGGUGGAGGCGACACCGGAGGUGGAAUGGACGCGGCCAACCUCUUGAAGCCCGCUUUGGCCCGCGGCGAGCUGCAGUGCAUCGGAGCCACUACGCUAGACGAGUAUCGCAAGUACAUCGAGCGAGAUCCAGCAUUGGAGAGGCGUUUCCAGCCCGUCAGCGUACCAGAACCCACGGAAGAGGAGUCGGUGCAGAUCCUCAAGGGCCUGGCCCCGAAGUACGAGAAGCACCAUCAGCUCAGCUACACCAGCGAGGCCUUGGAAGCUUCUGUGAAGCUCUCCUGCCAGUUCAUUGCGGACCGCUACCUUCCAGACAAGGCCAUUGACGUCAUGGACGAAGCCGGCUCCAAGGUCCGCCAGCAGCUCUUCCAAGCAGUGGAGGAGACGCAGAAUGCAGCAGAGCAGUGGGCCGCAGGACGGGAGCUGGAGGAGGUCACGGCCCAAAAGGCCCGGGCAGCCCGCGAGGAACGCUUCGAGGAGGCUGCGGAGCUGAAGCGCAAGGAGAAGGAGUUGGCCGAGCGUCUUGCAAGGCUGCAAGCUUCGGCGGAAAGUGCAGACCCUCAGGGCCUCGUGAAGGAACUCCAAAGCCUUGGAGCGAAGAUCCGCGAGGCUGUGACGGCCGAGCGCUUCGUCGAGGCUCAGGAGCUGAAGGCACGGGAGAAGCAGGUGGCCGAGCUUUUGCAGCAGAGCGGCGUCCCAAGCGAGGCCACCCUCGUUCGGCAGGUGACAGCCGAGGACGUGGCACAGGUGGUAUCCAGCUGGACCGGCAUUGCAGUGGAACAGGUGAGUGCCAGCGAGUCCUCCCGACUCCUCCAUUUGGAGAAGGAACUCCACGAGACCAUCAUCGGACAGGACGAGGCCGUCCGCAGCGUCUCCCGGGCCCUGCGGAGGGCGCGCGCCGGGCUGCGGAACCCGCAGAGGCCCAUGGCCGGGUUUUGCUUCUGCGGGCCCACGGGCGUGGGCAAGACUGCCCUCUGCAAGACCCUGGCCUCGACCUUCUUUGGCUCGGAGGAGACCAUGAUCCGCCUGGACAUGAGCGAGUUCAUGGAGAAGCACACCGUGUCCAAACUGAUCGGCGCACCUCCCGGCUACGCGGCCCUGGCGGUGUUUUCUUUGCAAGCUCUGAGCAAAGCGUUCUGUUCGCGCGAUUGGAGUAGAUUGGAGAAUCAGACGCCAUGGAAGCGGUGGAUGGGAAGAUCGGCGGUGGCGCUGCUUCUUACCUGCACCAUCUGGACUGCAGAUGUGCGCAACGCCUUGGCCUCACCGGAGGAAGCCGAGUUCGGGGAGUUUACAGCCACUCUGUGGUCCCGCGGUCUCGCCCGUAGCUGCUGCGACCUCUUCCCAUCGACCUUCCGAAGCAACGACAGAGGUCUCGAAGUUGCGGUCUUCGACUGGUCGUCGCUGGAUCUUGCGCGCCAUGCAUCGCCCAUCGUGUACGUGCCGUCCAUGGAUUUGAUCCAAUUCCUCACGCGCUUCGCGGCAUCUUCCCCGGAAACGCGCAUCACCUUGGUCACGGGACAGGAGGAUGUGGGAGUGCCAUGCGAGCUCUUCGGAGUUAGGCGCCGUCCAGAGUUCUUUGCGGUGCAUCCCGACGCACCGACGCACCAGGCCCGGAUUUGGGCUUUGCAGUGGAAGAACUUGUCGAAGCUCCUCGAAGACCCGCGGCUCCUCCGGUGGUUUGCACAGAACUACGAUGCCUCCGACUGCCUGGCAGGAGAUGCGCUGCUGAAGCUGGCGCCCUUGCCCUUGGGUCUGGAUUUCCACACUGCCUCAGAGAAGGCUCUGCGGCUGAGCGUAGGGGAGCAGCAACGGCAGCUUGAUCUGGCACGAGAGGAAGCAUUGCCGUUUGCUGAGAGGUCAGCGCAUGUGCUGCUGCCGGUGGACUGCACGGCAGUGUUCUGGUGGCAGCCGCCUCUCCAGAACGGUCGGAGCUGCGUCGACCGGCGCUGCGCCUGUGAGACGCUGAAGGGCAACUGGACCCAGGUGCCUUGGGCCAACUACCUCCGCGCACUGGGGCGGCAUGCCUUCGUCGCGGCUCCCCUGGGCCACGGCUUGGACUCGCACCGAGUGUGGGAGGCGCUGGUGAUGGGAAGUGUGCCAGUGGUCAUUGCGUCAAGCUUGGAUGGAUUGUAUGCAGAGUUUCCGGUCGUGAUCGUUCAGUCCUGGUGGGAUGUGCCUUUGAAUGCAUGGUCCUGGAAGAAGCACAUCUCGCAGAAAUGGGGGGCUCGGCCGUUCUCUCAGAGGGUGCUACAGCGGCUCACUAGCGGCUAUUGGGCCGGCCUGAUCCGUGGUUGGCACCAGGCCAUGCAGGCUAUUGGGCCUGGGAUUUCCAAGGAGCAAUGA
This is a messenger RNA of Symbiodinium sp. CCMP2592, 3450 nucleotides long. The record is from the annotation of a GenBank genome assembly. NCBI's taxonomy places the organism in Eukaryota, Dinophyceae, Suessiales, Symbiodiniaceae.